Sphaerulina musiva SO2202 is the source of this 1568-nucleotide messenger RNA. RefSeq names its product DUF1640-domain-containing protein. Lineage: Eukaryota; Fungi; Ascomycota; Dothideomycetes; Mycosphaerellales; Mycosphaerellaceae. The record is from RefSeq and is a predicted model, not a curated record. Gene Ontology annotation, cellular component: mitochondrion. The transcript has a single exon. Bases 4 to 828 code for a protein of 274 amino acids.
AAUAUGCCUCGUCGUCCUCCACCACUCGCCUUUCGCGCACUCUCGCAACCAUCGACAGCGACCCCCGUCCGCUCCACGAUACCACCCAUCAUCCCGCCCACAGCAUGCCUCCGCCUCGGCCUCACCCAGCACCGCGCACCACACACGAGCAGCCCCGCCCGACCUGAACGAUUAGCAGCGACCGCCGCCUUUGCGCGCAAUGCCUGGGCUGAGAGACGGACAUCGCCUGCUUCCAUCAUCCACCAUGCUGCCCGACGUGCCUUUUCCGCAACUUCUCCCACCGCGAGAGACCACCACUUCGAUACCCUCAAAGUCGUCCAGCGCCUCCAACAGGAAGGCUUCACCGAAGAGCAAGCCCGCGCCAUGAUGCUCGUUCUCUCCGACGUCAUCGAAGAAAGCAUCCAGAAUCUGACACGGACAAUGGUCCUCCGAGAAGAUCAGGAGAAAGCCACGUACACCCAGAAAGUCGACUUUGCUAAACUACGCUCCGAACUUCUGUCAGCGGACAGUUCCGAGUCGGCUCUGACGCGAGCCAGUCACGAGAGACUGUCCAACGAAGUCACCAAGUUGAAUAACAGAUUGAGGGACGAAGUCCAGAGAACGCAAUCUUCCGUGAGGCUGGAUCUGAAUCUGGAAAAGGGGAGGAUUCGAGAAGAGGCGAAUAGUCAGGAUCUGAAGAUCAAGGAGACGGAGACCAGGAUUGAGCAGGAGAGUGCUGCGUUGAGGGAAAGGCUGGAAGCGGUGAAAUUCUCCACGCUGCAGUGGUUGAUGGGUGUGUGCACUGGUACGGCGGCCAUCAUUCUGGGUGUGUGGCGGCUGUUGAUGUAGGGAAUUGCGCAUACAAGUAAGUUCAGAGUGAUUCAACUCGGGAAUAUGAGUUACCAGUGUAGCUUGUAUUGCCAGAAUCUGCUGCUUGCUUGACACCUGCUUCAAGCUACACCUUGCACUGUUCCGGGUCCUCCGGGACAUGAGGCGUGCUCCGGCCACUCGUGUACGAUACAUGCAUAGCAAUCACUGCAUUGCUCCUGCAUUACCUCUCUGGAAAGUGUGGCCUCCGGGGGCUUUUAUAUUUGUUCGGGAUCGACGAAGUCGCGAACAGCCAACUUCACUGCGUAGACCUCACAUCAACCACGACGCAUCAUGGACUGCAAGUGCCACUUUCAAGUUGGGAGGUGCAAAUUCAGAUUCUGCACCACGACUUUGCAAGGCAACAAAGCUGGUGUGAUGUUGUGCGAUGACGUUGACUUAUAACGUCUAGAUGCUCACAAUCUGUCGUUUUCCGACCAAGACCGGUACCACGAGCUGGCCACUAUACAUAUGUGACCCCUCAGCAAAUCCGACAUGACUAAAGUAGCGACUUGCGCGCCUGGAUUGGACAACGUGUCCGCCGGCGGCCUUCGGCCUCGCAGUAGUAGUUGUAGUGUUUUGGGCAUGUCGUAUGCGGGAAGACUUCAGAAAUGGAAUCAUCGGUCCUACUUAGCCUCAUGAAUGAGUGAUCGCUCCCUAGAGCAUCGCGCAAAGGGGCAACAGGAUUCCCCUUGAAUCCAAAAGAGACAUGUUCAAGUGCA